Ictalurus furcatus (blue catfish) is the source of this 2685-nucleotide messenger RNA. RefSeq lists its product as uncharacterized. Lineage: Eukaryota; Metazoa; Chordata; Actinopteri; Siluriformes; Ictaluridae. The transcript has 2 exons. The coding region runs from base 350 to 2287 and encodes 645 amino acids. Gene Ontology annotation, molecular function: ATP hydrolysis activity; GTP binding. The record is from RefSeq and is a predicted model, not a curated record.
AUAAAUUGUAUUAUUUCAGAAAAGUCCAAGAGGUAAACAAGAGACUUUUUUUUUUUUUUUUUGCCAUUUUUCAUGUACCUGUCACUUCUUUACCAGGUCUACUGUUAUAAAACAGAACCUCCAUGUUGUUGGAAAACGACAACUUUUUUAACCUCAUUGUAAAUUUGUGAGCACACAAAUGUUUUUUUUUAACUUAAAAAUACUUACUGUUAGUACAAUAUUCUGUUAGUACAAUAACAACUACAACAUGACAAUAUCUAUCUAGAACAAUUGUUACGAAACGUAGACUGGAGGCGGAUGCAGGUGCAGGUCAAAGUCUUUAUUAGCAGUAGACAAACAAACACAGGAAAUGCGGUCAUCAACAGCUGCGUGGCGCUGUACAGUUCCCCUGCCGUGGGAAGCCCCAGAUGCUCAGAUCAUUUUGCUGGCUGCGUUGCACGGCCUCGCUCUUCGGCGGCAGGGACGGGGUAAAUGGCGCGAGGGACGACGGGGCGCGCAGCUCAGCUUUGCACUGAGCAAUUUCCUCUUCGAGCUGUUUGCUCAUCUCCAGGGACGAACGUUAAAGCGCCCAAAUCCUGGCCUCUUCGGCGGCGCUCAUGGCUACCUGCUGCAUCCGCAUUUUGGGCGCAGUAUUCUGUUACAUAUCGGGACUGGAGGCGGAUGCAGAUUUCAAGACUCAUCACUGACUGUACGUGAUGUAAUCCAGAAGAGUAAAUUCAUCAGUGAAGGUCCACCUGCACGAUAUCGUCUCCUCACAACCAGAAGUAAUCUUGAUGAAAAAGGCUCAGUGAGAAAAUGGACAUUUGGACAGAGAGACGUCAAAAUGCAAAACAAAAUCCUACUGCUGGUAGGAGAAACUGGAACAGGCAAAACUACUCUGAUCAAUGCCAUGGUAAAUUAUAUACUCAGGGUGAAGUUUAUAGAUAAAGUGUGGUUUGAGAUUACAGAAGAGGGAGGAGAUAAUCACAUGUCAGAUCAGUCAAAAAGUCAAACAACUGAAAUCAUUGUGUAUGAGGUCUUUAUCCAAGACAACCCAAUCUGUCUCACCAUCAUUGACACUCCAGGUUAUGGAGACACCAGGGGAACAGAUGUGGAUAAACAGAUCGCUGAGAAUCUGUACAAACUGUUUCACAAUGAUACUGGAGUGAAAGGAAUCGAUGCAGUGUGUCUGGUAGUGAAGGCAUCUGAGAAUCGACUCUCUGACAGACAGCAGUACAUCUUUGAUGCAGUUUUGUCCGUAUUUGGUAAAGACAUAGAGAACAACAUUGUCAUUUUUUUCACUCACUCAGAUGGAAUGCCUCCAGAUAAUGCUCUUAAUGCCAUCAAGAAAGCGGGGGUUCUCUGUAGGAAAAAUGACGAAAAUGAACCUGAGCAUUUCUUAUUCAACAAUCGCCAAGCUGAGAAAAGGAGCAAAAAGUAUAACAAAACUUUCCAGACAGCUUGGGAACAAACAGAGGACAGUUUAAAUGUUUUCUUUUCCUCACUGAAAGAAGAGAACAGAAAAAGCUUAGAGCAGACUGAAAGUGUUCUGAAAGAGUCCAAACGACUUGAAGCCUGUAUUUCUAAUCUACAAGACCGAAUUGACUUUGUAGAGCGCAAACGUGAAGAACUGUCUCAGACUCAGAAAGCCCUUGAGGAAAACCGAGAAAAGAUAAAGAAAAAUGAAAACUUUACUUUUACAGUCACCAAGUAUUACAAAGAAAAAGUUCCCAUUGAAAAUGCUUCAUGGUGGGACAGAAAGGCCACCACUUGCUCUGUCUGUAAGGAGAACUGUCAUGAGUAUAACUGCUGGUGUGCCUUGAAUACCGAGUGGUGUGAAGUCAUGAAAAAUGAGCACUGCACUUCAUGUACAGGUAAAUGUCACUACACUGAUCAUGUCAGAGAGGACAAGAAAUAUGUUACACGCAGUGAAGAGACUACGUCAACAUAUUAUGAUUUGAAAAAAGAAUAUGAAAGCAGCAAGAAACAGGAAGAGGAGAAGACAAGCAUGGAGAAGAGACUGAAAGAAGAACUGACCAAGAAUGAAAAGGAAAAAGCUGAGCUGGUGGAAGAAGCCUGCAUCAUCAUCAUAAAACUGUCUGAGAUUGCUUUAAAGUCAGAUUCUGCUUACAUUGUUCAGUGUCUUGACUUCUUGAUGCCUCGAGCUGAAGAAACUAGAAGAGAUGUCCUUGCUCAGAAACUAAGAGAGCUGAGGAACAUUCAGCCUGAAUCACAGGAAAGAGUUAAUGCUAUAACGGGGUAUGCAAGAACAGGUUUCAAUAAGAUUCAACAUGCUGUUACUGGUUAAAAGUGAAUUAAUUAGCUUAAACAUGGCCAGGUAAUAUGUAAUUAAGAAGGAAUUAUGAUCAUAUCUGAAUCAAGACUGCAGGUUUUGUUCAGGUAAUAAACUGCAUUGUGUUUAUUCAUUAAUGAUGUUGUUCAAUAUUGAAUCUUUUACUUUGUUUUGGUAAUCAUUUAACACUGUUUUGGUGAGCCAUUAUUAAUAAAAUUAAAGUAUAGCAAUUUUUGGAAUUUUUCCUAAAAUGUAAACUUUACCUUACACGUACCAUAUUGCUUGUGAAGCUAUACUGUACAUGGAUAGAUGAUUUAGUUAAUUAGCUUAUAUUGUUAAUUCCGCUAGUGCUAAUGUUCUGUGUAACUCUGUUUAUCUGACUUUCUCAUUAAAUAACUAAUGUUUUAACUGCA